Messenger RNA from Annulohypoxylon maeteangense, 342 nucleotides. RefSeq lists its product as uncharacterized. The transcript has 4 exons. NCBI's taxonomy places the organism in Eukaryota, Fungi, Ascomycota, Sordariomycetes, Xylariales, Hypoxylaceae. Bases 1 to 342 code for a protein of 113 amino acids. The record is from RefSeq and is a predicted model, not a curated record.
AUGUCUGGCUACUCCAACGUCGGCCAAAGUUCCGUGUAUCAGGACGGCGAUCAAAGGAACCUGAAGAAAUCCGAAGAACCAAGUCGUCCCCGAUAUGAGGAGGGUGUUGAAAAUUCCCACCUUCCUAACGACUCUAAGGAUGAACGAUCCAUUGCCAACCGUCUGGCCAACGAGGAGCGCAAACUAAAUCGCGAAGAAGACAGCCCAGAAACCAAAGCAUUAAAGCAAGAUCCGACAUUACCAGCCAAGUUACACGGCAACGAACCAUCCAAAGGUGCCAAGGUAGACGCCGAUCUGCAAGCAGAGGAGGAGGAAUACCUGCGACGGAAGCAUAAGAAAUAA